GGUAAUUUUCCUUUAUGCGCAUCAGCUCCUGUCUACUACUUAUUUUGCCUCAUCACUUAGGGCUAGUAGCCCAUUUGAAGGUUUGCAGAGACAGAGCAUUUGUAGUAUACUUCACCAAACAGAGAAAUACGGUUGGCCGGUGUGCAUCUUUAACUGAGGAUACAAGUACCUUUCUGAGCAAUGGCUGACCCGUGGAAAGAAGCAAUGGAGCAUGCUAUAAUUGUGGCCAGGAAAGCAGGACAGGUUAUCAGGGAUGCUCUGCAGAAUGAAGUCAAGGUCAUGACCAAGAGCUCCUCUGUGGACCUGGUCACCAAGACAGACCAGAGGGUGGAGAAGCUGAUCAUCGGCUAUGUCAAGGAGAAGUUCCCCACACACAGCUUCAUUGGGGAGGAGUCUGUAGCUGCUGGAGAGCCCUGUAUACUGACUGACAACCCAACCUGGAUCAUCGACCCAGUGGAUGGCACCACAAACUUUGUACAUGGAUUCCCAUUUGUUGCGGUGUCCAUUGGCUUUGCAGUAAACAAAGAGCUGGAGUUUGGUGUGGUGUACAGCUGCGUAGAGGAUAAGAUGUACACUGGUAGGAAAGGGAAAGGGGCCUACUGUGAUGGAGAAAAGCUGGAGGUGUCUGACAGAAAAGAAAUGGAAAGAUCCAUGAUCAUCAGUGAGCUGGGCUCUAACAGAGACCAUGAGACUGUCAGCAAGAUCUUCUCCACAAUGCAGAAAAUCCUGUGCAUCCCAGUCCAUGGGCUGCGUGGAUCGGGCACAGCAGCCACCAACAUGUGCAUGGUGGCAUCGGGAGCAGUCGAGGCCUUCUUUGAGAUUGGAAUCCACUGCUGGGACAUUGCUGCUGGGGCUGUCAUUGUUACUGAGGCAGGGGGUGUUCUGAUGGAUGUAGAUGGAGGGCCAUUUGACUUGAUGUCUAGAAGAAUGGUGUCAGCAAACAACCGAACGAUUGCCGAACGUAUCAUUAAGGAGAUUGAAAUAUUUCCCGCUGAAAGAGACGAUGUUGUUAAAAAAUGAGGAGUUUACAUUCUAAUUAUUUUUCAGAAGCAGUUUGAUACUGUGUAUUUCUUGUAUGUUUUUACCUUUAUAAUAUACUAUAAUACACACUAUUAUGCUAUGCCAGUAAUGAGAAAGUUUAAACACAAAUAUGUCUGAAUUGAAAGAUAAAGAAAAAACGAGUUUGUCCAGAGCCUUACCACGGUCCUUUCUGUUGUAAUUUGCUAAGUAGAAGAACCACCAUUAUAUAAUUCUGUACUUUUUUGAAAAUGAGUGUGAAAUCAUGGAAGACGUUUGUAUUUUUAUAACUUCAUUGUGACCAAAAUGUAUUAAAUGUUAAAAUGUUAAGAACA
Messenger RNA from Anguilla rostrata (American eel), 1352 nucleotides. Its product is annotated as inositol monophosphatase 1-like. The coding region runs from base 181 to 1020 and encodes 279 amino acids. The record is from RefSeq and is a predicted model, not a curated record. The transcript has 9 exons. Gene Ontology annotation, biological process: inositol metabolic process; phosphatidylinositol phosphate biosynthetic process; signal transduction. Lineage: Eukaryota; Metazoa; Chordata; Actinopteri; Anguilliformes; Anguillidae. Gene Ontology annotation, molecular function: inositol monophosphate 1-phosphatase activity.